GUAUUUUUACACGUAUUUCAAUUUCAAAGUUCAUUCAAAAUAUCCUUAUAACAAUUUGAUACAUGAAAUUUCCGCAUUCAAUAAUCUUGAAUUUGUUCUAAAAACAUUCUCUAAUAUUUCUCAGUUCUAUAAUUGAAUUUUUCCAUUUUAAAAAUGGGUUUACUGUCGUUUUUGAAAAUAUUUAUUGUGAAUAUAAUAAUUUUAAUAUUAUUCAUAACAUUUAUGCCUGGAUUAUUGCCUGAUGUACCAAUUGUGAAGUCUUAUAAGAUUAUUAAAGCAGCUCUAGAUGGGAAAUUGACCCCCAACAAUAAAUUAGAAAAUGUAGAAAUAUUAUUCAAGGAAGAACUCCUUGGUCCUGAGAGUUUUACAGAUGAUAAAAAUUAUAUUUACACCUCACUCCAUACUGGAGAUAUAGUAAAGAUUAAUGGUAAACAUAUUGUUCCCGUUGUUCAAUUUGGAAAACCAUGUAAGGGGAUCUAUGAAGAACGCAUUUGUGGUAGGCCACUCGGACUGAGAUUUGGUAGUGAUGGUUAUCUUUAUACUGCAGAUGCAUAUUACGGAAUAUUCAGAGUUGAUGUUAAUACAGGUGAUAAAAAGAAACUUGUAUCCUUUGGACAGGAAAUUGAAGGAAAACCAACGAAAUUACCGAAUAGUGUAGCUGUUAGUUGUAAUGGAGAUGUAUAUUGGACAGAUUCAACUUCAAAUUUCAUACUUCAAGAUGGACUUUAUGCUCUCCUAGAUGAUCCAGCAGGAAGAUUGAUUCAUUAUAAUGCAAAAACUGGUGAAAAUAAAGUUUUAAUGGAGGAUGGUUUCUUCACAAAUGGACUAGCACUUUCUACAAAUGAAGAUUUUGUAAUAGUUGCUGAUGCUAGAAAUCAAAUUCUACGCCAUUAUCUUAAAGGACCAAAGACUGGUACAACAGAUUUAUUUGUUAGAUUACCUGGAGUACCUGAUAAUAUCCAAACAGAUGGUAGAUCAGGUUUCCUCAUAACUGUCAUUGUGGAAUCUAAUUUAGAAAAUCCUAAUCUUAUUAGUACAUUCUCACAGUUUCCAAAUAUUAGAAGGUUCCUUGCUCGAUCACUUUCACUGGCUGAAUUUGGUUUCCGGUUCAUUGAUAAACUGUACCCAAAUGAAAUAUGUCAAAGGACGACACAUUUCGUUGGCCAUAUCUCAUCAGCUGUUAAUGCAAUUCCAAGCAGAUCAGUCAUACUCCAUGUAUCUGAGAAUGGUGAAAUUCUAGAUACUCUCUGGACUAACAAUAAAACAAUUCAAGGGUUCAGUGAAGCUCAUAUUGUUAAGAACUAUUUGUACCUAGGUUCACCUUUCAAUGAUUAUUUAGGACGAAUUCCACUAGCUGAGGUAGGAUGGGAGCAUUUGAGUAAGAAAUCAGAUUCAUUGACUUCAAAAAAACAAUUAUGUGAAGCUCACAAACCAGCUGCAAAGGCUUCACCUCCCAAAAUGACCACAAAGGAUACUCCUCCUAAGCCCACAACAGCUACACCCCCCAAACCAACCGCAACAGCUACACCCUCCAAACCAACUACAACAGCUACACCCCCCAAACCAACCGCAACAGCUACACCCUCCAAACCAACUACAACAGCUACACCCCCCAAACCAACCGCAACAGCUACACCCUCCAAACCAACUACAACAGCUACACCCCCCAAACCAACCACAACAGCUACACCCUCUAAACCAACUGCUACAGCUGCACCCCCCAAACCAACUAUUACAGCUAAAAUCGACACACCAAAAUCUGUACCUCCCAAGCAGUCUCCACCUCCUAAGCAGUCUCCACCUCCCAAACCAACUACAGCAAAUACGCCUUCAAAACCUACCGUUACAACUUCUAAACCAACAACGACUACACAGCCAACUACAAAACCCCCAUCUCUAAAACAGAGUAAAACUCCAGCCCCAACUACAACACAACAACCUACCACAACUCAGAAACCUCCCACAGUAGCUACAACUUCUAAACCAAAAACAACUACAACAACUCCAAAACCAACUUCCACGAUUAGAAAUAAAGACAAAGAUGAAUCUCGAGGGAAUCAAAAUAAUAAUAUUAAUCCAAACAUUAAAAAAACAACUUCAAACUCACCAAAAAGUGAGUUGUAACUUGAAAUUAAAAGAAAUUAACUUGGAAGGUGCAAAUUUUGAUCUUUUACAAUUCUUAAUACAUAUUUUUUUUACAAAAUUAAACAGUGCAUUUUGUGAUACUUAUAGUACUGUUUAAUUUUUAUUAAGAAAUAUGCGAAAAUUGGAAUCUAUUACUAAGAUCUGAUUUUAUGUUUAUAUUAAGAAAUGCUUGUUGUGUAAGUGUUUUUGUUAAUUUUUUCAAUUUAUUUUCUACAAUUCAGUUCUUUAUGUUUACCUUCCUAAUUGAAAGGAAGACGUCUUAAGAUUCUCAUCUUCCAUUUGGAAUGAAUUUAAACAAAAUAUAUUACUUUUUUUAAAAAAAAAAAAUAAUUUUUACUAUUUGCAGAUUUUCAAAAAUAAUCAUUUCAAAAUAUUAAUUUUGUAGCAUUAGAUUAAUCCAUUAUAGAGGUAGCGCCAACUUUACGACUGAAUAUCUGAUGUUAUAGUUUUUAGAACAAUCAGCCGAUUGUACAAUGUUUAAUCGAUUCAUCGAAAUUCUCCAUUUUUUAUAUGAAGAUUUCUCCAACUGAAAACAUUCCACAAAUGUUUUUGAAUUGUUGUAUAAUUUUAUAUAUAUAAAUUACUGUUUUCCAUCUUUGAUGCUGUAAUAUUUUAAAAAUUCAACAAUUUUUCUUAGAGAAUAUUGGAAUUUACUCUUACAUCUUAAUUAUCACUUGAACUUCAUCAGAGACCUUUAGUGAAUAUUCAAUAUUAAUGCUAGCUAUUUUUGAUUGAUUUCACUCUACAAAAUAAAAGAGAAACUCAAUAAUUUGUUACCAAUGCAAAAAAAAAAUAAUACCUUUAAUUCAUCUUCAUUAUAACUUCAGUUUUGGUAUAAAAUAUUUUCAGUUGAAUAUUGUAAUAAUAUGCAAUUAGUACUUUUCAAAAGCAAUAUUAGACACUGCCUCAAAAAAUUUUUUGUAAAAAACGUUCCUCAAUGUUAGUGAUAGUACCUAUUCCAAUAAUCGAUAAUCUGAAUUAUCUCUGACUUUUGAAGAAAAUCUAAAGCUUCUUUUUUCUCAUUGGUAAUAUAAUUCUUAUUAGUAUUAUAUAGCUUAUGCUUAAAGUGCCCAAGUUGGAACAGAUCAGAUAAUAUUAAGAAUAAUUUUACCAAUGAGAAAACUUUAUGUGCCUAUUAAAUUUAUAUUGGAAAAGGGUUAUGAUUUUUUUACAUAUUUAUUUUUUUGAAUUCUUAGGUGUUUGGGAAUUUAAAGUGAUGUAAACUCAAUCUAGUAAAAUCUAUAAUUUAUAUUUUUAAAAGUUUUGGUUGGUUUGUGAAAAGGUUGUGAGUUCAAGAUGUAUUAUUUUUAUUGUUUCAAAUAUAAUCUAAGUAUUGAAAUAAAAAUUGAAGAAUUA
Molecule: messenger RNA, 3501 nt
Organism: Harmonia axyridis
Lineage: Eukaryota; Metazoa; Arthropoda; Insecta; Coleoptera; Coccinellidae
Product: adipocyte plasma membrane-associated protein-like
Exons: 5
Coding region: 154-2124 (656 amino acids)
Biological process (GO): biosynthetic process
Molecular function (GO): strictosidine synthase activity
Source: RefSeq, a predicted model, not a curated record